This is a messenger RNA of Microthlaspi erraticum, 3132 nucleotides long. Lineage: Eukaryota; Viridiplantae; Streptophyta; Magnoliopsida; Brassicales; Brassicaceae. The record is from the annotation of a GenBank genome assembly.
AUGCAGCAACAGUGGGAAGUAAAGGAAAACAAGAAGAAGGAGAGACUCGUCAAAGGAAGAGAUCUAGUUGAUGUCGUCUUCUCAUGGUCUGUUCUUGAUAUCCUAAACUCAAUUCUCUACAAAGGAAAGGUGGACAAAAUCCCAACCACAUUCUCUUCAAGCACAGAGUAUUUCAACUCAUUUGUGAAUCCGAUUAUAGAAGAAACACAUUCUGCUUUGUUGUCAAGCAUGGAGACUCUAAGACGAGCACCGACUUUCAAGUUUUGGGAAAUCAAGCCAGCCAAAGACUUUGAAUCUUCCAAGAGUCUCUUCUAUGAUGUUACUUUGCAAAGGACCUCUGAUAAUAUGACCAAUGGAGAUCGGAAAAUGCUAGAGGUCAAUGAUCUUAUUGCGGUUACUAACAAGAAGCCUACUCGAAUUGAUGACUUGAGAUGUUCCAAUGAGCCUUACUUGUUGGCUCUUGUGUUCCACGUGGAUGAAGAUUAUCCAAAUUUGAUAACUAUUUUGGCUUCAAAACCAAUUCUUUUGGAGGAUGAGAGCUCACAGAGGACGAAGAAGGGAAAGGGUGUGAUGAGUGUGAAGCAAAGCUUAAACCUUUUUGGGGUUUAUCUGAUCAACAUGAUGACCAACAUCCGUAUUUGGACCGCUUUGCAUCCAGAUCCAGAGAGAGGAAACUUGAAGCUUAUUUCAAGAGUACUUCAAAUCGACAAUGAGGUUGGUGAUGAGAGUUGUGUUUCUUGCCAAGAAAACGGUGAGAACGUUGUGUCACGUGACUUGGAGCGCACGGUACGUUCAUUCAAACUGAAUUUAUCUCAGGAGGAUGCGAUCUUGCGCUGCUUAGAAGCUAAAGAUUGCCACCACCGCAACACUUUCAAGCUUAUAUGGGGACCGCCAGGAACAGGGAAGACGAAAACGACAAGCGUUUUGCUUCUGAACCUUCUGAGAAUGAGAUGUAGGACGUUGACUUGCGCUCCAACUAACAUAGCUGUGUUGGAAGUUGCUUCUAGGGUUGUGGGAUUAGUCUCUGAGUCAUUAUUGAGGUUUGAUGGGUAUGGUCUUGGAGACAUUGUCUUGUUCGGAAACAAAGAAAGGAUGAAGAUUGAUGAACGUGAAGAUCUUUUCGAUGUGUUUCUUGAUUACCGAGUUGAUGAGCUUUAUAGAUGCUUUCAGGCCACAACCGGAUGGAGAGCAAAUGCAAACCGUAUGAUCAGUUUGCUCAGUGAUCCGAAGACAGUGUAUCGCGAGUUCCUCAUUGCGCUCGACGAGAAGAAGCGGCGUCCCUCGUUUGUGGAGUUUGUAGAGGAGAGGCUUAGCAUAAUCAGAACGGACCUGCGUUAUCAGUUCUCAGCUCUGUGCCUGCACUUACCAACCACUGUGCUCUCCUUUAGAGUGGCUGAGAAAAUGAAUAGGACUAGUGAUCUCCUUAGAUGUAUGACAGUUUCAGAUGUGGUGGCAAACCCUAAGUCUUUCCAUGGAAGAGUGAGAUAUGUUGAAGAAACUGAUACAAGAAAGCAAGAUUGUGUCAAGAUGUUGGAAUCGAUUUGCGAAAGCAUUGAUCUUCCGGAUUUUAUAGGAAAGUUUGGACUGAAAAAGCUUUGUUUAGCGUUUUCUUGUUUGUUGUUCUGCACAGCGUCAAGCUCUGCAAAGUUACACUUGAGCAGUUCCAUACAGCUUCUUGUGAUUGAUGAAGCUGCUCAGUUAAAAGAAUGCGAGUCAGCGAUUCCUUUGCAGCUUCCUGGACUUCAACAUGCGAUUCUGAUCGGUGAUGAGAAGCAGUUGCCUGCAAUGAUUCAAAGCAAGUUUGCUUCAGAGGCUGAUCUUGGGAGGAGUUUGUUCGAAAGAUUGGUUUUCUUGGGACACAAGAAACAGUUGUUGAACAUGCAAUACAGAAUGCAUCCUUCGAUUAGUGUUUUCCCUAACAGUGAGUUUUACGGUAUGAAGAUCUUGGAUGCUCCUUCUGUGAGAGUGAGAAGCCAUGAGAGGAAGUUUCUUCCUGAGAAAAUGUAUGGACCUUACUCUUUCAUCAACGUCGCUCAUGGUAGAGAACAGUUUGGACAAGGUUACAGUUUGAAAAACGUUGUGGAAGUCUCUGUUGUGGCUGAGAUCGUCUCAAAGCUUUACUCAGUAUCAAGAAAGACGCAAAAACGGAUCAGUGUUGGUGUGAUUUCACCAUACAAGGCUCAAGUGUUUGCGAUUCAAGAAAAGAUUGGUGAAAAAUAUAAUACCGGAGAGCUGUUCUCAGUGAGUGUUCGAUCGGUUGAUGGGUUUCAAGGAGGAGAAGAAGAUAUCAUUAUAAUCUCGACUGUUAGGUCGAACGGUAAAGGAACAAUUGGUUUUCUAUCUAACAAACAAAGAACCAAUGUAGCUCUCACACGUGCAAGAUAUUGCUUGUGGAUUCUUGGAAAUGAGGCGACUUUAACCAACAAUAAAUCGGUUUGGAGGCAGUUAGUAGACGAUGCCAAAGCAAGAAACUGUUUCCAUGAUGCAGAAGAUGAUGAAGCAUUGGCUCAGUGUGUUGAAAGAUCAACAACGGCACUUGAUGAUCUUAAGAAGCUUCAAAACAAGAAGCUUAUUUCCUUUGAAAAUUCAAUAUGGAAGGUUUGGCUUACCGAUGAGUUCUUGAAGUCUCUGGAGACGAUAGUAGACUCUGAAAUUAACAAAAGAGCUAUGAGCAUUUUGGAGAAGUUAUCAAAUGGAGAGCUUCACCAAGAAUCGGAGACUGAGAGUGACAAUCUGUUUAGACAACAAGAGAUUGAUGAUGGCCUAAGUCUCAUUUGGUCAGUAGACAUAAUCAAUAAAGAGAAUCACCAUGUCCAAGUUUUGAAGAUAUGGCACGUUUUGCCAUCUUCUGAUGUUACUCGUGCGGAAGAAUGUCUAGAGAAACAUUACAAGAGAUACACGAAAGUGAAGAUAGAACGUUGCAGAUACAUUUGCUCCCAAGGAGAUUUAGUUGUACCAAUGAAAUGGCCGGUCAACUUUUGCUCAAAGAAUGACAUUGUAAACGAUGUUUCAAGAUCGUUUGCAUUGUUGAGUGUUGUGGAGGAAACUGAGGCUCCUAAACCAAUCAAGAAAGAAUCGACGGUGAAGAAAGUGUGGAAGAUUAGAAGAAAGGUUCAUCUCCAAAGAUCUUGA